GCGUCCCCUACCAAGCCGCGCCCUCGGAGACCCCAAUUCCGGCCACGGGUUUGAACUUGGGAGGAGCGCGCCUGGGGUUCCCGCCCUGCCGGGAUCCACCACCCUCCCCACCGGGACCGCGCAGGCGCAGGCGGCCAAGAGUCCGACCACAGUCCCGGAGCCCCAAGGUUGCGCCGGUGCCAUCGCGGCCACUGCCACCGCUCACUAUGAUCCCGGGUCCCCGUCUGCUGCUAGCCACGGUGCUCUGCCUGGGGCUCGGCGCGCUCGUGUCUUCUUCGGGGUCCUCGGGCGUCCGAAAGCGAGGUCCCUCGGUGACCGCCAACGUCUUCUUUGAUGUGAAGAUCGGAGACAAAGAUGUGGGUAGAAUUGUGAUUGGCCUCUUUGGAAAAGUGGUACCCAAGACAGUGGAAAACUUCGUGGCUCUGGCAACAGGAGAGAAAGGCUACGGGUAUAAAGGAAGCAUCUUCCAUCGCGUCAUCAAGGACUUCAUGAUUCAAGGAGGGGACUUCACCGCUAGGGACGGCACCGGAGGUAUGAGCAUUUUUGGUGAGACUUUUCCUGAUGAGAACUUCAAACUCAAGCACUAUGGCAUUGGGUGGGUCAGCAUGGCCAACGCUGGCCCCGACACCAAUGGCUCCCAGUUCUUCAUCACCUUGACCAAGCCCACCUGGUUGGAUGGCAAACAUGUCGUAUUUGGAAAAGUCCUGGAUGGGAUGGACAGGGUUUCUCUGUGUAGCCUUGGCUGUCCUGGAACUCACUCUGUAGACCAGGCUGGCCCCAAACUCACAAAGAUCCACCUGCUUCUGCCUCCUGAGUGCUGGGAUUAAAGGCGUGUGCCCAGCUGUGACUUGAGUUUUUGAAGGUGAAUAAAUUACAUAUGGCAUGGUAUUUUAAUUGCUAGAAGCAUCAAAACAGACACUGAAGAAGUUAGGUACUUUAGUUAAUUUAAGAAAUGUAACCAAAUAAACUAGGGACCGAAUUAUGUAUUCAAUGAAAUAUUAUUUGGUAUUAAAAAGGACAUUUAAAUGCGUGCUAUAACGCAUAUAUAUACGAUCUGUUUGUCUGUUUGUUAGUCGGUCUUUCUGUCAAUCUAUCUAUUCACAUAUACUUUGAAACCCUAUCCAGUCACAAAAAGAUAAAUAGUGUAUGAGUUUAAUUAUAUGAGCUAUUUAGAGUGGUCAAGUUCAUAGAGAUAGAAAAAAUUGACAGUUGCCAGAGGUGGGGAGAAAGAGGUAUUUAAUGAAUACAGACUUUAGUUUUGCAAGUUGCCAAACCUGUGGUUGCAUGCAUGUAACUACUACUGAGGUAUGUAUUCAUUUUGUGACUUUUCUUGGGAAGAUAUGGACAAACAUCUAUUCACCAUAUUGUACCAAUGAAAAACCAAGGGAGUGUGACUCUAUCAAAGUCCAACUUGGUGAACCAAUGAAUUUAUUGGGGUUUCUUACAGGAGUCUAGGUGAGAGGUUACUUACAGGAACAUGGAUGACUCAAAGGCAACUACAUCACUGAAAAUCCCAUCCCAGCAUGGACAGCUAUUCAAAAAAGCUACAACUUUAGAGCUCUGUGCAUGACUUCCUAGCAACUUAGCUGUCUUAAGAGACCUUUUUACCCACAAGUUAUUCCUUAUAUAACUUUGGGGAUGUACCUUGUGAAUUUUGUAAAUUUCAGGAACUUUCUGAGAUUUGUGAAUUGUUUACUCCUGAAUCUUAAGAAGGCUGCCUCUAGAAUGGAAAUGUUUUGAUAUAGAGCAUAUUACUAUACGAUAGUCCUUAAAAAAUGUUACAUGUUUCUUACUACAAUUAAAACAAAAUAUUAGCCUGCAGGUGGUGCACAACUUUAAUCCCAGCACUUAAGAGGUAGAGGCAAGCAGAUCUCUGAAUUUGAGGCCAUCCUAGUCUACACAGUGAGUACUGGGCCCUGACAGAGAUAUAUAGUGAGAGCCUGUCUCAGAAAUUAAAUUAAAUUAAAUUAAAUAUUAUAGCCAAGUGUGAUGGUGCAUGACUGUAAUCCCAAUACUAAAGAGGAGAGGAAGGAAGAUUGUGAUUUCAAGACUAGCUGUGCUAUAAAGGAAGUCCUAAGCCAGCCUGGGCUAAAAGCAAUCUUGUCUCAAUAAUAAGUAAACAAACAAAUACUUAAAAAAAAAAUCCUGAGCUGUGAGGUGGUAGCAAAUGCCUUUAAUCCCAGCACUCCAGAGGCAGAGGCUCUCUGAGUUUGAGGCCAGCUUGGUCUGAGUGAGUUCCAGGACAGCCAAGGCUACACAGAGAAACCCUGUCUUGAAAAAAAAUCCUGAACUUAGCAUGUGAUGCCAUCCACAUACUAAGUUACUAUAAAGACACAGAUUAUAAUAACCAGAAAUUAUUAAGAGGACCCAAAUCUACAUUGUUAGUUAUUCACUGAAAAAUAACAAAGAGAUCCAACUCAUAACUCAUUUCUGAAAGUACUCAUUCUUCUCAACUCUCCUAUAGCUUCCCAGAACAUCUCUCUCAGCCUCUGCCAAGUGUCCAGAUAUCCUGGUUAGCUUUCCUAUUGCUGUGAUAAAACACUGACCAAAACCACUUGGAGAGUAAAGGAUUUGUCUUAGUUAGCAUUUGUAUUGCUGAUACACCAUGACCAAAAGCAGAUUGAGGAGGGAAGGGUUUAUUUGGCUUCACUUUCAAGUCACUGUUCAUCACUGAAAGAAGUCAGGACAGGAACUCAAGCAGGGCGGGAACCUGGAGGCAGGAGCUGCUGUAGAAGCCAUGGAGGGGUGCUGCUUACUGACUUGCUCCCCAUGGCUUGCUCAGCCUGCUUUCUUACAGAACCCAGAAACACCAACCCAGGAAUAGUACCAUCCAUAAUGGGCUGGGACCUUCCCAUCAAUCACCAAUUAAGAAAAUGCCCUACAGUCAGAUCUUAUGGAGGCAUUUCUCAACUGAAGCUCUCUCCCCUUCUGUGACUCUAGCUUGUGUCAAGUUGACAUAAAAUUAGCCAACAGAGGAUUUAUCAGACUUCCAAAUUAGAGUCCAUCAUCCAGGGAACUGAAGUAGAGGCCAUGGAGAAAUGCUACUUACUGGCCUCCUCUCCAUGGCUUGCUCAGCCUGCUUUCUUAUAUCAUCCAAAAUCACCUGCUCAUAUGGGCUGGGCCCUUCCACAUCAAUCAUCAAUGAAGAAAAUGUCCCACAGACAUGCCCACAGAUGGAGGUUCCCUUUCCCAGGAGACUAGUUUGUGUCUAGUUGAAACACAAAGUAGCUCAGUGACCCUGGCUUCCCUUCCCUUUCGUUUUGUGGCCCAGGGUCUCAUUUGCAUGUGAGUUGCUCUGUGUCAUCUGAGUUUACACAGCUCCCCACGAGUUGUGGUUCUCUCACCCAUUUCUACUGCUAUCCUGAUCCCCGCAACCAAAGGGCAGGAACUGAGCCGCACCCUGGAGAACUCAUCAGAAAUGACUUUCUUGGUCACAGAGCGCUCCCUCCUUCACUGUGACCCUUAGGUUCACGGGCUUGAGAGGCCCUCCAGGGCCCCUACUACUUGGCAUUGAAUUACAUCCAUAGCCUGCAUUAGUAUGUCUAGACGAGGAUAAGGGUAGAGCUGAAACCAACCCGAUGAACCCGAUGUUGAUAAUUACAAUAACCCCAUGUUAAUGAUUACAAUGGGUUGUAGCAGUUCAAUUGAAAUAUCUUUUAUUAGAGCUAUGGAUUUACAAGACUAGCUGAGCCUUUUUCAAAUGUAACGUGCUUAUUAUUAAAGAAACAGGGAAAUAUAUGUUAUCUGAGUUUCUGAGAAACAAACACCUUUAUUCUCUCUGAGUGGACUGAUACAGCUUGUGUGUGUAUGUGUGUGUGUGUGUAUACAUAUAAUAACACAUAUAUACAUAUAAUACACACAUACCUUAUAUACACAUACACAUUUAUUACAUGUACACCACACACACACAUAAUUAUAUAUAUAUAUAUAUAUAUAUAAUUGCAUGUGUAUGAAUGUGUAUAUAAAAUCCCAGGAUAAUCUCCUAGGUGCUCCACUCCCAAUGGCAUUGUUUUGAAGAUUGAUAGUAGCAGAUAAGGAGAAUGCUGGAGUUAUUUGCAAAGCAGCGCUCCUCAGCUUGCAUGGUUUUACAAUGAUGAACCAUAUGUCCCAGGGCUGGGAUGUGGCUCAAUUGAUAGAUACUUACUGACCAGAUAGGAAGUGCUAAGUUUGGUCCUCUGUACCACUUAAACCUGUGGUGGUGGUGCACAUCUGUCAUCUCAGCAUGUGGGAGGUGGAAGCAGGACUAUCAAAAGAUCAAGGUCAUCCUCAGCUACGUAGCAAGCCCUAGGCCAGCCUGAUAUUCGAGACCCUGUCUCAAAAGAGUAAUAACAGCAAACAUUUCCCAUUUGUGCUUCUGGAAUUGGACUGGCUGUUCCUGUGAAUCGUCAUAGCUACUAACCCCCAAUGAGCCACAGAUCUCCUGCUUUUUUUCUCU
Molecule: messenger RNA, 4435 nt
Organism: Peromyscus californicus insignis
Lineage: Eukaryota; Metazoa; Chordata; Mammalia; Rodentia; Cricetidae
Gene: Ppic
Product: peptidylprolyl isomerase C
Exons: 5
Coding region: 207-827 (206 amino acids)
Biological process (GO): protein folding; protein peptidyl-prolyl isomerization
Cellular component (GO): intracellular membrane-bounded organelle
Molecular function (GO): peptidyl-prolyl cis-trans isomerase activity
Source: RefSeq, a predicted model, not a curated record